GCCGCGUUCUCCUCCUCCCGUAAAGGCGACUUCCUCGCGCGGCUCCGCUUCCCAUUCCCUCGUCUCCACGUCGAGACACCCGCGCGUGCAACGAAGCCGGCCGCCGCAAGAUCCGACAUCGGCCCCCCACCAUGAGCGCUGCAGAGGAGGAGAACAGAUCCGCCACCGCCGCCGAAGUAGGCAGGGAGGAGGAGAGGAGGGAGCGAGGCGGCGGGCUGGUGUCGGGCCUGGUGGACAAGGCGAAGGGGUUCGUGGCGGAGAAGGUGGCGCAGAUUCCCAAGCCUGAGGCGUCGCUGGAGCGCGUCUCCUUCAAGGGCGUCAACCGCGAGUGCAUCACGCUCCACAGCCACGUCGACGUUAGCAACCCCUACGCGCACCGCAUUCCCAUCUGCGAGAUCACCUACACCUUCAAGAGCGCCGGCAAGGUGAUAGCAUCGGGGACGAUGCCUGACCCCGGGUGGAUCGCGGCGAGCGGCAAUACCAAGCUGGAGCUGCCGGUGAAGGUGCCGUACGACUUCAUCGUGUCGCUGAUCAAGGACCUGGGCGGGGAUUGGGACAUCGACUACGUGCUGGAGGUGGGGCUCACCAUCGACCUCCCCGUCGUUAGCAGCUUCACCAUCCCACUCACCACCGAGGGUGAGAUGAAGCUCCCCACCUUCCGGGACCUGUUGUUUUGAAUAUUUUCGACUUGUUCUUGGUGAACGGAUCGAUUUAUUUAUCUAUAUGUCGUUAGUUU
This is a messenger RNA of Phragmites australis (common reed), 736 nucleotides long. RefSeq names its product late embryogenesis abundant protein Lea14-A-like. Gene Ontology annotation, cellular component: cytosol. The record is from RefSeq and is a predicted model, not a curated record. Lineage: Eukaryota; Viridiplantae; Streptophyta; Magnoliopsida; Poales; Poaceae. The coding region runs from base 132 to 677 and encodes 181 amino acids. Gene Ontology annotation, biological process: response to desiccation. The transcript has 2 exons.